This is a messenger RNA of Entelurus aequoreus (snake pipefish), 1216 nucleotides long. Its product is annotated as deoxynucleotidyltransferase terminal-interacting protein 1-like. Gene Ontology annotation, molecular function: DNA binding; nucleosome binding. The coding region runs from base 225 to 1118 and encodes 297 amino acids. Gene Ontology annotation, cellular component: nucleus. Lineage: Eukaryota; Metazoa; Chordata; Actinopteri; Syngnathiformes; Syngnathidae. The transcript is spliced from 13 exons. The record is from RefSeq and is a predicted model, not a curated record.
UAAUCUGAAGUGACCGGAAACCGGAAUAAUUCGACAAAAUCUGAACCUGUCUCACGUAAAAAAGUGAGUCAUUAAAUGUUUUGUUUAGCUUUAGCUUCAACCUGACCGCCCUUAUUUACACGAUUAAUACCGCGUUUCGGGUUCGUUGGACACGUUAUAUGGUGACAUUUGAGACUACUUUAGCUUGUUGAGCUGUUGUUAGCUUAGCUGCGCUAGUUGGUUCGAUGGGAGCCCACCGUGGAGAGGGAGACCGGGACUGGAUGCAGCAGGACGGCCGGGAACACAACCCGAACCCAUGGAACCUGAUGAUCAAACACAGACACAUUCACAGGAGGGGAAGACGAUCACAAAUGACAGUCAGUUACACAGACCCUCAGGUGUCCAUGGACCUUCUGAGGGCGGUCCUACAGCCCAGCUUCAAUGAUGACAUCAUGGCUGUGUUCAGGAAAUACCAAAAGUUCUUUGAGAAGGCUGCGGAAAACGUCAAGGAGAAUGUUGGAGAGGAGGUCCAGACUGAUCAGCUGAUAAAGGAGGCCUGUAGGAACGUUCUGGAACACGCCAAACUGUUGUUUCCGGAAAGUGACGUGAAGAAGUCCGGCUCAGAGGUGGGCAUCAAGAGGUCCAGAGAAGACGCCUUCAGCCAGAGAGGAAGCCCCGUACCCAAAAAGAGGAAAAACCGAAUCGGUGGUGCAGCCGCGUCAGAUCGUUCUUUGACCGUUUCCAGUCACAACAAGGUCAAGUCUGAAGCCAUCAAGAAAGAAGGACCUAAGUGGGACCCGUCCAGGCUGAUUGAAGGCAGCACGUUCGUUCUGGGCUCCAGAGCCAACAAGGCACUCGGGAUGGGCGGGACCAGAGGACGGAUUUAUAUCAAACACGCUGACCUGUUUAAGUAUGCAGCGGACACAAAGGACAAGCAGUGGCUGGCCGAGCGUCACCAUAUGAGGGCGACAGGAGGGAAGAUGGCCUACCUGCUGAUUGAGGAGGACAUCCAGGAUCUGUCUCGCAGUGACGAGUACAAGGACUGUCCAGACGUCAAGAUGGACGAGAUGAAGCCCUUCACCGUGCCUCCGUGGAUGGUGGAGAAGAUGCAGAGAGCUAUGGAAGCUGACAGAGACUGACCUCUGCAACCGCCCCCCCCCCCUCCAUAACUGAUCAUGUGACCAGCAGCAGGCUGUGAUUGUAAUUUUAAUGUCGGUUUUAAAAGAAACAAAACGUU